Molecule: messenger RNA, 408 nt
Organism: Cetraspora pellucida
Lineage: Eukaryota; Fungi; Glomeromycota; Glomeromycetes; Diversisporales; Gigasporaceae
Source: the annotation of a GenBank genome assembly
AUGAAUAUUAGUCAUUCGCGUAUGAUACUGAAUAAAUAUACAGAGUUUACAUGGUUAUUCAUAGAGAAUUUAUGGAUAUUCAGAGAAUUCGAAGAUACUCAGAGAAUUCGUGGAUAUUCAAAGAAUUCGAAGAUACUCAGAAUUCGCGGAUACUUAGAGAAUUCGAAGAUAUUCAGAGAAUUCGCGGAUAUUCAGAGAAUUCGAAGAUAUUCAGAGAAUUCGCGGAUAUUCAGAGAAUUCAAAAUACUCAGAGAAUUUGCGGAUAUUCGGGGAAUUUUCAAAGAUACUCAAAGAAUUCGCGGAUAUUCAGAUAUGCGGGUAUUCAGAGAAUCUCAUAAUAUUCAUACAGAUAUUCUUGAUAUAAUUCUUGUAACAGAAUAUUUACCACUAAUUGAACCUUCAUUUUAG